Messenger RNA from Fimicolochytrium jonesii, 2084 nucleotides. RefSeq lists its product as uncharacterized. The record is from RefSeq and is a predicted model, not a curated record. NCBI's taxonomy places the organism in Eukaryota, Fungi, Chytridiomycota, Chytridiomycetes, Spizellomycetales, Powellomycetaceae. Bases 120 to 1826 code for a protein of 568 amino acids. The transcript is spliced from 5 exons.
UGCGACAUGGAAGACGGGAGAUCGCUGUCAUGGACGGAAGCCUGCGGGACGUGUUCUCCAGUGGCACGCGCUGUCGCUUUUCGUUGUUGACGACAGGCUGACGACAGGUCCCGACGCCGAUGUCUUUGAGACACCGGGCCACAUAUCGAGCUGAACUCUCACAUUCGUUUUCUUCCUUCCUCGUUACCCUGCAAAUGUCAGCAUCGAACGGUCCCAAUGGGGGCACCAGCGGCAUCCGCCGGCUCUCAACAGCACCAACAAAACUGACAGCCCCAGGCUCAACACCCUUGCGACCUUCAAUCACAGCGCUCAAAAAGGUUUCUAGGUCGACCACUGAUGUCUCCACCCGUAAAAUAACCAGCAGCAAAAGCCGCGGCCAUGGCUCCACCGCAGCCACAUCCGCCUCCGCCCGCACCACCACCACCACCACCACCCGCAGGUCCUCCACCGCCCCCUCACGUCCAACCCGCAAAACCCUCCCACGUCUCCCACCGCCCACCCGCCCGUCCCUUCCAACCAUCGGCGGCGGCGCAACCCUCCAAUUAACCCACACCCCAGUCAAACUCACCCACUCAACCUUCGACCUCUUCACGCGCACGACGGGCGAGCCGAUGCGCGCUACCGAUCCGUAUGCGCAGUUCUUGAUGGGACCGAGACGUGUGAAACUCCAUGUGCCGAGUUAUAGGGAGUUGGAGGAGAUGCAAAAGGAAGGGAGGGUGGAACGGGAGCGGGAGCGGGAACGGAGGGCGAGGGAACGGAAUCGGGUUGCGAAGAGGGUGUUGGAGAGUGUGCAGAGCGCGAGGGCAGAUGCGGCUGUGGGCGGGGGGCCAAAAUCGGCCGUGUCGAAUGCGGCAAUUAGUGUUACUGCUAUGGCGCAGGGGUUGACGGUGGGCAGAGCGACGAGCGGAUUUGCGAAGCGCGCAACGUCGGCUGCAGCCGGUCAUCGUCAGCCAAGGAAACCGGCAGGGAAGAAGCGGUUUAGGACAAUGACGACGUAUCAGUACCGGGCAGAUAUGAUGAGCAAGUGGGAGAGGUUGGAGGAUAUGCGCAUCAAAAUCGUGGCGAGGAUGCAGUCUCUAAGACACUGUCAUGGGGAGCUGCAGUCGUUGAAACACAAGAACUCUGAACUACGAGAGCAGUAUGCCACCCUCACCAGAUCAACUAAUGCAAAAGUAACGCGGAUCCUGCUCGCCACAACUACACAAAAUGAUUCUCUGACGAGUGCACACCGAGACCGGAAACGGAGGCGGUAUGAUGCCAUUUGCGAGAUGAAGGACUUUGAUGCGGCUUGGGGAGAUCGCAUCAACGGCGUAAACUCAAUCCUCCUCAAACGCCGCCGCGAACUCCAUGAAGUCGAGCGCGAACUCCUUGCCCUUCGGAACUUCAAAGCGCAAGCCACCUCCGACCCGGCCCACCACCGCGCCCAGCUCGCCCUCCAACUCCGCCAACAAUCCGCGCUAAACCAACACCAUCAAGACCUGCUCGCGCAAGCUGAACAAAACUCGCACGCCCAAAGCGUGUCACAUUUGUCGCUGACGCAUAAACAUCUCGAUACGGUGAUCCAAAGGGCAUAUGGGACGCUGGAUCCGCAGCCGCGCGCGGCGUUGGAGGCGUCAUUGAAGGUGAAUGGGCGGUUGAAGAAGGAGGUUAAGUGCCAUGAGGAGUUGGGAGUGGUGCUACGGGCGGAGAUUGAUAGGCUGAAUGCGGAGAUUCAGAGGAGGAAAGAGGGAAGGCGGGCGGGGAGAGAUCGGCGGCGGGAUGUUCUUGUGUGGAAGAGGAAGGAGGGGAAGGCGGUGAGUAGGUUGGUCGAUGAAUUAGGGGCUUAAAGGCAUUAGGUAUUGAAACGGGAUUUCAUGAUUGCGAUAUAAUCUGCACAUAUUUUUCUGGAAAUCGGACUUGCGAAGUCGGCAGGCACUGCAUUUGAACACCAAACGCUUCAGUCCCCCUAGCCUGUAGAAAGCAACAACAGAUAGGCGUCCUCUCUCGAAACUACGCCAUGCUGACACCGUCGGAACGUUCGGGGGGAAUCUCCUUUGAUCCAACGUCCGCGAAGCACACGAAUCCAUCUCCGCCUGUAGGCCAAA